AUGAGGAAGGACAACAGGCCAUAUUUCGUCUGCAAGCGCUGCAAAGACUCCUGGGUUUUCUGUCAUAAGGCAGAGACCGAGCAGGUUUGCAACAAAUGCGGCGCAAAGUGGCCCAAGUACAAUAAGCCCAAUCCCGUGCCUCAAGGAGGACAAGCCCGAGAUACGAGGGAAAGGUCCCAGCCUCGCCGGGCACCAAAGCAACAGAAUGUAGCGCAGCGCGCGCUGCGUACUGUGUGGGAAGCCCUACCUGCGCCGGUCAAGGAUACCAUCGAGAAUGUGGGCUGGACACCACCAGCACCAUCCGCACCACCAGGCUUGUCCCAAGGCAACAGGCCCACGGCUAAGGCACCGCGAGACACCAAUCGUGGAGGCAAAGGCAAAGGCAAAGGACGGCCAGCGGCUUCGCAAGACAGCGAACAACCCGAUGAAGCACAAGAAGCGCUGAGAGCCCUUUUUGCCACCGCUGCAGACGAUCAAAAGGAGCUUCUGCUCAAGCUUGGGUUCGAGGCCCCCCAGGAGGCCGCGCCAGAUCUCACCGAGCUUCUCAAGAAGCACAUCGCGCAGCUGCCACCAGCGGUUCGGGCGGCAGUGGAGGAGCCACCCCCCGAGCCCCUUUCCGCGCAGGAACAGCUCACAGACACGUCACGCAAGUACAAAGACGCCACUACCGAGCUGAGGCUAUUGAUCACGCGCAAGUCAGCUUUGCAACUCAAGUUGGAUAAGCAUAAGAAGGCUUACAACGACAUGUUGCGGGACAUGCAAGCCCUCGAUGCCUCGCUUAAGGAAAAGCAAGACACCGUGACGGGUCUCCAGACCGAGCUUCAGUCUUCGGUUGAAGCGGCUAUCGCGCCGGGGGGGGGGCCUGAUAUCGAGGCGGAAUUCUUCAAGCACCUCGCCCAGCUCAGCGAUGACCACCUGCAGGACAUCAAGGAAAGGCUGUGCCUCACGAUCGACGAUGCAGCCAAACGCCGCAAAGUAACCAAUGCUACCGUCCCAGACGCAGACAUGAGGCCCAGGGAAGCGGAACCACCCGCCACAGGAAAGGCAUCGGGGACCAUGGGUGUUUGCCACACCACAGGUCCUGCCUACCGAGAUUACAGCAACUGCACAGACUUUGACCGCCCCGACGAAGCACCACAGGCCAACCAGGAUUUGGAGCCCGCUAGCCCGAUGGCCAUAGCGAGUGCUGGGCACAACACUGGCACACAAAGCACGUGGACUUCAAUUUCACAGACCCGCGGGCCACCGGGCCAGUGCGGACCGACCACGAGGAGCAAACCAAAGAGCCUGAAGACCAAGCGCCGCCGCAGACGUCAGGAAAGGGAGCAUAGCAUCCCGCAGAUACACGAUCUAGCGGCCCUCCUCCGAUCGCACUCUGUCGAGCACCCAGCCGUUCAUCAAGCCGCCAUAGACCUGGCGGAAUGGGUCGAGUCAGAACGGAUGCCGGAAGAGUCGUUGGAAAGCCAGGUAGCCUGGUGUGUUCUUGAACACUGUUCUGGCACUCCUGGCCCACUUGACACGCACACGCUGGCGGCUUUCCUGGAUGGAGCCGAAGAAGCGUACAGCCCUGAGCAAGGAGAGCCCCUCCAAUUAGCUGUCGCUAAUGUCACUAAGUGGCGCCCGGACAUUCUUCGGUGGUUCCAGCAAACGAAGGCCAGCUGCUUUCUUGGCCAGGAGACUCACCUCAAUAGUGAGCAAACGCAACAGGCCAGGGCCAGUCUGGCCGGAGUGGGCUUGCACUCUUUCUGGGCUGGAGCCACAGAAGGCAAGCAAUCCAAAGGCGGGAUUGUGGUUGCCACGCCCUGGCAGUCGCACCCCAGACUGGUGCAGGAACGCACGGUCGAAGGCUGCGGCUACCUUGCGGUGGAACUACCCCGCGUCAAGUGGCGUUUGGUGGUAAUCACAGUCUACCUCAAGGCCGGCACAGGGCUCCAUGUCGAGCCCAACGCCAGCUUGUUGGCCGACUUAAUGGCUCUCACCAAAACGCUCCCCAACUGGGUUGCAGCAGGGGACUGGAAUGUUGACGUUGAUAAGUUUGCCAGCACCAACAUCAACACCAUCCUCGGAGCCGAGAUCAUUGCGGAUAAGGCAGCUGCCAUCAGCACAGGCAACACACUCGAUUUUGUCCUUGCCAGUCGCUCGGUGGCUCCGAUGCUCACCCUUACAGUUGAUAAGGCGGUCCCUUUUGCCCCGCACUUCGCUCUGAACCUCACGCUCAACUUAGAACACGGCAUGUGCCACCUACCUACUCUGCCUGCCUUCCCUGGCCCACCUGGGCCGUACGACACCAAGGUUGUGCAGAACUACGAUCAGGACAUUGCAGGCUCGGCGCCGGAGAAUGGGGUUGCCCCUCCCGGCGCCAGCUGCGCUGCCCCACAGGAUCAACACCGCCUCCUCAACGGAGAUACCCUCGACAUCGGAGGGGUGAAACUGGACAACAGUGGCACCACUGCGGCGUUUGCGGCCCUUUCCACCAGUGUUGAGCGCAGCGUCUUUAACGCUGUGCACGGCCGAGGGGUUGCAAGGCCCGUUGCCUACCAACCCCUGCUCAGGGAUGACAGAGCCCCGCAAAGGUGGCACGGCAAACAACUAGCCUUCCUCACGCAAACCUUGCAGGCUCUCAAACAGUGCCGGCCCCUGGCCCCGCUACCCUCUGAGGUGCACAAGCUUGCCCUUGGGUACAUAGAGGAACUUGGGCCUGAACAGGAAGCCCCGGCAUGGCUAGCGACGCUUGGUGUGAUUGCAGGGGAAGCCUCGCCACCCAGUGCCGAUCUCUCCAAGGUGCAGCUGGAGACCGCCAUCGCCCUGUUGACCAACGACGAGGCUCAAGAACGCGUCUUAGCAGGCUGCCCUGCGGCAGUUGCACUCAGCAAGGUUGCCCUCUGGCCAGCUUGCUCCCAAGUGCUCAACCAGAAAGCUGUCGACACAGCGGAUACCUGGGUCGACGAUCUUUCUGUGGACUUCUGUGGCAACAACCCUCAACAAGUCGCAGCUAAGGGCUUGCGCGUGGCAAGGGCCUUGUUUCAGGCUCUAAGUGACGAGGGGCUGCAGGUCUCUUUCAAAAAGACCACCUGGAUUGCAUCCAGCUCGGCAGUUCAGGCCGCCUUGAAGCAACAGUCCAAAGGGGACCCUGUCCAGGUCUCGUCCGUUGCAAAAGACUUGGGUAUAGCCAAUGCUGCCGGCAGGGCUCGCCGCACUCAGGUGCAAAGCAACCGUUUGACAAAAGGCAACGCCAGAAGCUCCAAGCUACAGAACUUAAAAGUUCACAAAACCAGCCAUCGUGUGCGAGUGUCCAAGAUGGGCUGCUUGUCUGCUGCGAUCUGGGGCCACCAAGGCCUUGGCCUCAGCCCCAAGCAAAUGCGAGCCUUUCGCACUCACUCGGCCGUCGCCGCACGAAGGUAUAAGCUUGGGAGUGUUGAUGUUGUUUUCAGCCUAGGAGAAGGAAACUGCUGCGAUCCCCUGCAAACGGUGGUGAUCCAGCAUUGGCGCACUUUGCACAAGCUGCUCUUCGCCCAUGACGUACCUCAGCAGUACCUUCGUCUCUGGCAGGUCACGUGGGACAAACUGAGCAAGUCAUCCAAGAGAUGGUCCCUUGUCAAAGGACCUGUGGCAGCUAUGAUCGCCUACCUCCAAGACCAUGGGGUUGAUGCCCAGGACCCCUUUUCUUGGAAGUGCCCCACCAACAGCCUCAAAGGCCAGGGGCUAUGGUCCUUCCCUGCUGACAUCAUAUCCCUGCAGCCCAGCCCUUCUUCGCGGCAUCGAGGGGAGGAAGGACUGCGUCGCCUGCUGCAGUUUUGGACAAACCGCAGAAUCGGUCAGCAGGACGCCUGCGAGGGAGCGGCCCAAGGGGUCGACUGGACAGUGCCCAGACGCCUCCUUCGCACGCAAGCUGCCAAGCCCAACCACCUGACCUCGCUGCGGACU
Molecule: messenger RNA, 3924 nt
Organism: Symbiodinium sp. CCMP2456
Lineage: Eukaryota; Dinophyceae; Suessiales; Symbiodiniaceae
Source: the annotation of a GenBank genome assembly